Molecule: messenger RNA, 1584 nt
Organism: Phaeoacremonium minimum UCRPA7
Lineage: Eukaryota; Fungi; Ascomycota; Sordariomycetes; Togniniales; Togniniaceae
Exons: 1
Coding region: 1-1584 (527 amino acids)
Source: RefSeq, a predicted model, not a curated record
AUGGAGGAGGUAGUGACCAUCACCAAGGCCCCCGCGGUGACGGUGGCAACAACAACGACAAUAGCAACAACACCGUCACCCACGAGUGAUGCUGCUGCUGCCGCCGCCGCCGCCCGCCGCAAGUAUGCCGCCGAGGACGACUGGAAGCGCCACCGCGAGACCAUCAGCACGCUGUACAAGCAGAAGCGCCUCAAGGACGUCAUGUCCUUCAUGGAGCGCGAGCACGGCUUCUUCGCCACGGAGCGCAUGUACAAGGCUCGCUUCAAGGAGUGGGGCGUCGGCAAGAACGUCACCGCCGUCGAAGUCCAGCACCUCAUGCAGAAGCUCGAGCAGGGCAAGACCAAGAACGAGGUCCUCGCCGCCUCCGACCGCGUCGACGUCUCCCGCAUCCAGCGCUACGUCAAGAGGAAGCCCGCCGGCCUGAGGAAGCUGAGGCAGCAGCAGCAGCACCAGGACAGCCUCCACGCCCACCACCCGCUCGAUGUCUUGAGGGCGCUGGCCCAGGAGGAGCCCAAGAGACGCUGUCCGCCGUAUGACCCCGUUAGACGCAUCAUGCACCCCCGGCCGAUCAUCAUGCGUGCACCCGAACAGCUCGAGCUGCCCGACGAGAUCCUCCGGCAACUGCGGACGUUUAUGGAUGGCUGCUACGGACCGGGCGUGCCGGCGAACCUGCGACAAUUAGACGGUGAUUUCCAGUGGCUUAUUGGACGAGAUGAGCUGAUGCUCGACUUUGUGCUCAAGUUCCGACUAGCACACAACCUGAUUGACGAAGGAUACACACGACAGGGAUUCCAGGCGCUGAAUCUCUGCUUCGACCGACUGCGACUGUUCCUCCAGGAAGGCCGGCCCAUUCUACUCCUCUACAUCCUGUCCGCGGCGCUCGAGGCGUCCGAGAGCUUCGGCCGGCCCGAGGUGCUGCAGAUGCUCUUCCGCCACAUGACCGCCCUCGCCGAGAACACGCUGGGCAAGUCACAUCCAACCUCCGAGAUUGCGCGGCGGCUGGGCGCCCUCGAUCGACGCGAGCAAGCACAGAUGCUCAAGCUGACGAGGAGGUUUGCCGAAGGGCAGUUCGCGGGCGACGACAAGAGCAAGGAAGGGUCGACGUCGCCAGGCGGCGUGCCGCCCAACGAGCCGGCGUUCAGCAUCUACUCGCGGACGCUGGAGAUCUCCUCGAUCGGGCUCAAGACGGACGCGGCGCUCGACGGGUUCCGGGCGAUGCUGGCCGACCUCGCGAUCGCGUCGUGCGAGACGCUCGCGUUCUGGGUGCAGAUGCGCAUCGCCAUCGCGCUGUACGACCUCAACCGGCACCAGGAGGUGGAGGACUUUCUGGAGAAGCAGUACCCGGCGGCGUUCGACCUGGGCCGCAAGGCGCCGGACCGCGUGACGCUCAUGCUCAAGUGCUUCAUCGUGCGGGCGAGCCUCAAGGUCCAGGACGGCGAGUGGGCCGCCGCCGAGAAGCUCAUGGGCGAGGCCACCAGCUUGGCGGACCUGACGUGGGGCCACGAGGACGUCGUCACCAAGAAGAUGAAGACGAAGCUGGGCGAUCUGGUGCAGGAGCGCCUGAGGAUGCAGCCUUGCUAUUGA